AUGAAUUAUAGUUACUUUACACAGUUUCAAAAGCAUAAAUUUAUAAAUUCUAUUAAUGUUUUAAAUAAGUCAAUAAAUUCUAAAAUACCAGAAAAAUCAAAAGCUGUAUUUCCUGAACGAUGGGCAAAAUAUUGGAAAACUCUUUAUACAGAUUAUAAAGAUGCAGCAUUAGGUGCUUAUGAACACUCUAAGAAACAUCCUAUAAGAACAUCUAUAUAUUUUUCUCUUUUAGCAUCUUAUGUAUAUCUGAACAAACAUAAUCCAGAUGAAUGUUCCUUCAAAGAAGAGUUACUACAAAAUACCAUGAAAAUAAUGCAAGUGGGAGAAGCUAUACGUAAUCCAAUAUCUGAAAAUUAUGUAAAAUGGUUAGGACAAUGUUAUAAUGAAGGAAUCAUACGACGAAUGAAUUUAGGUAUAAUUUCUCUAAUUUGGUUAGAUGAUUAUGAUAAAAUGUGUUCUCUCUAUAAAUCUGUUUGUCCUUAUUUAAAAGUACGGUAUUUAACAUUUUAUCAAAGAGUGGUAGAUUUUGGAUUUUUAGAUAAAUGGUGGAUCUUAGAAAGUAAAAUGAAAGAUUAUGAUAUAAAUGAAAUAGAAUUUAGUAAUGUAAAACAUGAAGAAAAUAGUUAA
Messenger RNA from Eufriesea mexicana, 627 nucleotides. RefSeq lists its product as uncharacterized. Gene Ontology annotation, biological process: protein insertion into mitochondrial inner membrane. The record is from RefSeq and is a predicted model, not a curated record. Bases 1 to 627 code for a protein of 208 amino acids. Gene Ontology annotation, cellular component: TIM22 mitochondrial import inner membrane insertion complex. NCBI's taxonomy places the organism in Eukaryota, Metazoa, Arthropoda, Insecta, Hymenoptera, Apidae. The transcript has 3 exons.